UUACAAACGAAAGUGAUGUUAUGUUGCGCUGGUCGACGCUGAAAACCCUGAAAACCCAGAAAGCCGAUCUCACAGGUGGUUUUGAACACCUAGAAUUAUGAUUUCAAAGCGAUUUAUCUGUUUUGUGAUCGCUGUUUUAUGGUGGCAAGAAGAGGUUUCAGGUCAGUGCUCUCAGAACAAGUAUGGACCAGACUGUAAAUAUGACUGUCACUGUGGUCCAGGUGUGGACUGUAAUCCUCAGACAGGCUGUGGUGGAAACUGUGCUGACGGAUGGGAUGGGUCGACUUGCCAGAGACAGAAUGUGGCUUUGCAACAGGCAGCUAGUCAUAGUCCAGACACAUAUUGUGAAGGGGGUCCUGACGGGUGUCACAGUGCCAGCUUGGCUGUAGAUGGUAAACGAGGGCAUAGCUUCUUCAACACUCCAUGUACUCAAGCAGGUCGUACAUCUAACCUUAACACCCUGGCUGAGUGGAAUGUCACCUUGGAUCAGACCUACAACAUCUACAGAUUCGCCAUCGACGUCAGGCAUGGUGGUUGUUGUAGUGGGCGUAUCAAUCAAUUUGUGCUCAGCGUAGGUGAAACAUCGUCUGGUUCAGCGAACUACCGAGAAUGUUACAGAGACCAAACACAAGGAGGCCCAGAUAGCGAUGGUCCUGGUCCAACAAUCAAAGGGAAUUGUGGGAAUUACACUCCUCUGAGAGGAAACGUCGUCCAGAUUAAACAGACACGAACGUACCCACUGACCCUUUGUGAAGUGCUGAUAUACGUUUGCAGUGAAAAAUGGUAUGGAGAAGAAUGUAAUUAUGAAUGUGAAACCUCUUCAUACUGCUCACAUUGUGAUAGCAGUCAGCUGAGAUGUGAAGAAUGUAGGAACAGUGCAUGGGGUGAGCACUGUUUUCAGAAAUGUUUUUGCCUGGGUGGAGCUCAGUGUGCCAAGACCGAUGGCAGAUGCCCUGAUAACAAAUGUGCGGCUGGAUAUAAAGGACUCUCCUGUAAUAUAGGUUGUGAUGGAGGAGAGUAUGGCCCUGACUGUGGGCAGAGAUGUGGAUACUGUGCUGAGGGAAGAACAGUCUGUAACAGAACAACAGGAGAAUGUCUGGAUAGGUCACCGGAUCCUAGAUGUCAGGCCGGAUACCAGGGAAUGAAGUGUGAUGAAAAGUGCACAGCAGGUACUUAUGGUGCGGACUGUAAGCAGCCUUGUGGUCAAUGUGCAGGUGGCUCAGAUAAGUGUGACAGAGUGGACGGGCGGUGCCCAAUCACAGAGACAUCAAGAUGUGCCCCAGGCUGGAAGGGGAACAAGUGUAAGACAGGUGAGCUAGCCUAGGCUACACGUGGUAAACCUGAGCUUAAGGAGUUUUUGUCUAGGAGUAAUUGUAUAAAACCAAGUGCAAAUUCUUCUUUUUUAUAUUCAUGUAACGUGCAUUUGAAUUUUUGAAUUGUUUUUUAUUUCACCAGAAUC
Molecule: messenger RNA, 1459 nt
Organism: Liolophura sinensis
Lineage: Eukaryota; Metazoa; Mollusca; Polyplacophora; Chitonida; Chitonidae
Product: multiple epidermal growth factor-like domains protein 10
Exons: 8
Coding region: 98-1324 (408 amino acids)
Molecular function (GO): scavenger receptor activity
Source: RefSeq, a predicted model, not a curated record